AUGGAGCUUGAUUCCUCUCAACUGGUGGUCGGCGGCCAGAUGUUUGGCACGCAAUGCGCAAGCUUGAUACCUCCAAUUGUACCUGGGGCUGCGGUGGUCAACAUGAGUGCAGCAGAGGUACAUUCUUUUAAUUAUCCAGCAGUACCUCUGUUCAGUCCCACGGAAAUCACAGACCUAAGCUUCUGCAAUGUGACCGUGGCGCUGACACACCCGAUCGCAAACGACACGGUCUAUGUGACUGUUUGGCUGCCGCUGACUGGGUGGAAUGGCCGAUACCAAGCUACGGGAGGAGGAGGUCUAGCAGCUGGAAUUGGUGAACCUAUGCUGGUCGGUCCGGUAGCAGCCGGUUUGGCAGCAUCUUCAACUGAGGGAGGACUCACAUUAAAUCACACAGUCAAUCCCCAGCUCGGGGAGUGGGCUCUGAAACAAGAUGGCUCGGCUAAUGAGGAUCUGAUGCUGAAUCUGGCGUGGCGUUCUAUCCAUGAUAUGGCUAUAGUCUCCAAAGAUAUCAUCAAGCAAUUCUAUGGUGUGAAACCAUCCUAUUCAUACUGGCACGGCUGCUCGCAGGGAGGUCGACAAGGCUACGCGGCAGCCGCCAAGUACCCGUACGAUUUUGACGGGAUCCUGGCAAUCGCACCGGCACUCAGCAUCGCUCAUUUUGCACCAGCCGACGUCUGGGCUCCAGUCGUUAUGAGAAACUCGGACGAGGUCCCUCCGUUUUGCGUUUUUGAGGCAUACCACAAAGCCAUCAUUGCCGAAUGCGACCCCCUUGACGGCGUUGCCGACGGCCUCAUCUCCGAUUACGAGAUUCUCGAAACCUGCCCUUUCGACCCAGUGUCUCUAGUUGGAACCGAGAUACUGUGUGAGGAGGGUUGUAUGGAGUUCGACCCCCUGACUUUGGUUGGGAAAAGAGUGGCCUGUCGUCACACGACAAAUCUUACUAUCACAACUGUCCACGCAGACAUCGUUUCCAAGAUCCUGCAAGGGCCGCGCACCGACGACGGGAAGCAGCUUUGGUGGGGUUUAGCCCCAGGCGCCUCAUUUUUUGCGACAGCGCAUACCAUUCUCACUGAAGACGGCGCGAGAAUACCCCAGCCGUUUGUGGCAGGAGAGAACUGGGUCAAAUAUCUGGCAAUGCGCAACGCUAGCUACGACAUGACUAAGAUGACUUACCCGGAAUACUUCAAGGCCUUUGACGAAUCAGUGUCUAGGCUUGAUCCCCUUUGGGGCGACGAGCAAUACGAUCUUACCGAGUUCAGACACAGAGGGGGAAAGCUGCUCACCUGGUUUGGGCUUGCGGAUGAGUACAUACCACCUCCUGGUAUGUUUCGCUUUCGUGAGAAGGUUGAGGAGAAGUUCGGUGGGCCCAAAGCUGUCGACGAAUUCUACAGGCUUUUCCUGGCUCCCGGGGUUGGCCACUGUUUUGGUGGCGUCGGACCGAUGCCCACAGAUCCGUUUGAGGCACUCAUCUCCUGGGUUGAGCGCGACAAGGCACCAGAUGUAUUGCCCGCAGCCACCACGAUGCACAACGUCGAGGUCCAGCGAGACUUGUGCCGCUAUCCAAAGAAACUAGUGUACAAGGGAGGUGAUGUGAACGUCAAAGAUAGUUUCGUGUGCGAAUGA
This is a messenger RNA of Rhinocladiella mackenziei CBS 650.93, 1623 nucleotides long. RefSeq lists its product as uncharacterized. The transcript has a single exon. Lineage: Eukaryota; Fungi; Ascomycota; Eurotiomycetes; Chaetothyriales; Herpotrichiellaceae. The record is from RefSeq and is a predicted model, not a curated record. Bases 1 to 1623 code for a protein of 540 amino acids.